GUUGUAUUCAUAUACCGUUAGGUAGGUGGUUGUUGUCUACCAUUGUCCUUCGUUCUUUUGUUCUGGUGGCGUUGCCAUUACCCACUUUCCUGUUGAAUAGAAUAUUUGAAACAUGUCCAGUUCAUCACCUCCAAAGACACAGCUUCGAGCGCUCGGCUUUUGCGGUGCUGAUGAUUCCGUUCAUCCCAACAUGUUGGCCUUGAUUGUCCAUGCCUUUCCAUUUGUGGAAUUUGGAGUGCUAUUUCGACCCGACAAGGAGGGACAACCACGAUAUGCUACGGCUGAAUGGGUCGAAUGUCUCAAGCAAGUAGCGGCCAAGUCGCAGCCAAGGAUGAAACUGGCAGCUCAUUUCUGUGAAUCUCGCGUCAACCAAGUUUUGAGAGGAGACGAUUCCUUUCUUUUGACUCUCAAAGGAACAUUUCAGCGGGUACAAAUCAACGCUACAGCUGUCAAUGGUGUGGACAUGUCAGUUUUGGAAAGUGACAAAAUUGGUGAAACGUUAAAGGCCUUUGCUGCACUGAUACGUCGUAAUCGCAACAAUUUUGAGUUCAUCCUUCAAAAGAAUGAAGAGACUUUGCCACUUUGGAAGGGGCUUUUGGAUUUGGACAGUGAGGAGACUGGACCACCAGGAUCGCUCCCCACUAAUGUUUCCAUGUUGGUGGAUGAAUCCAAAGGAACUGGGGUGGUAUCCUCAACACCUUGGCCCACCCCACCAGACACAUACCCCAUUGGAUAUGCUGGGGGCAUUGGUCCACACAACAUCGCAAAGGUCUUGGGAGACAUCAUUGAAGCAGGAAGUGGAAAGAGUGUUUGGAUUGAUAUGGAGAGCAAGCUGAGAAGCAAAAAGAACGACAAGGAUGUCUUUGACCUAGACAAAUGCUAUGAAGUCAUAGAUGCCGUAUGUGCGGCGGGGCUUCAUUCUCCUCCCGACUAUCUUUUGUAGUACCGUACUAGUACAGGCUAAGCUAGUAAGAUGUAGUAGUUUUUGGGUUGCAAUUCUAAUGUUUUUUACAACAUGCCUCCCACUUAAUUCUAACUAAGCAGAAGAAAAACGCGCAGGUCUCUUACCGAAUUCAAGAAGUCUACAUGGUGCUAUUGCGUUGGCAAUGCCGGCACCUUACCAGUACAUGUGGCAUGACCACUGGUGCUUCAGGAUUUUCUGAAAAGCAAUCCAGACA
Seminavis robusta is the source of this 1178-nucleotide messenger RNA. The record is from the annotation of a GenBank genome assembly. NCBI's taxonomy places the organism in Eukaryota, Bacillariophyta, Bacillariophyceae, Naviculales, Naviculaceae.